Molecule: messenger RNA, 3280 nt
Organism: Theobroma cacao (cacao)
Lineage: Eukaryota; Viridiplantae; Streptophyta; Magnoliopsida; Malvales; Malvaceae
Gene: IQD32
Product: IQ-domain 32
Molecular function (GO): protein binding
Source: RefSeq, a predicted model, not a curated record
CAAACGAAAAGGGCAACGGACCUGAUGAUGAUAAGUGGCGGAUUCCAACGUAAAGAAGUAACUAGAUUUGAGGAGUGCGUUUGACGUCCGUGGUUCCUUUUUUUUUUGUUUCCUUCGUUGCAAUUUCCAACACCAAACCACACAUCAAAUAUUAGACUGUCUUGUCUCUCCCAGUCCCUAGAGUGAGCGAGAGAAGGAAAAAAGAAAAAAAAAAAAGAAAGAGAGAAAGUCAAGGGAAAAAAAAUGGGAAGAUCCACUUCCUGUUUGAAAAUCAUCACUUGCGGCAGCGAUUCUGCCGAAAACGACGAAGCUAUUGAUGUUCCUGAGAACAAGAGAUCAAGUGACAAAAAAGGAUGGAGUUUCCGAAAGAGAUCGGAACGGCAUCGGGUGCUUAGCAACACUGUGAUACAAGAAUCUGCUUCUGGACUUAAGGAAAGCCCAGAAUCUGCUGGUUUUAAUUUUCAACAGCCAGAUGUGUCCAUCGCUCCUGAGAAAACCUCCACCAUUGAAUAUACUGAAGAGAAACCUCAGUUGCUGACACCGAAAGAGUUCAUUGAAGAAAAACCUGAGUUGCUGGCACCGAAAGAGUACACUGAAGAAAAAUCUGAAUUGCUGGCACCAAAAGAGUAUGCAGAAGAAAAAUCUCAGUUGCUGACACCAAUAGAAUACACUGAAGAAAAAUCUCAGUUGUUGACCCCAGAGGACUCAAAAGUGCCCGAACCUGUUGCUGCCACAACAAAAGAGGCUGAAGAUGAUACCAACCUGGAUGAAUCUGUUGUUGUUAUCAUCCAGACUGCUAUCAGAGGGUUCUUGGCACGGAAAGAGCUAGGAAAGCUUAAGAAUUUAGUAAAGUUGCAGGCUGCUGUACGCGGGCACUUGGUUCGAAGGCAUGCUGUGGGGACCUUACGGUGUGUUCAAGCCAUUGUCAAAAUGCAAGUUCUUGUUCGUGCACGUCGUGCUCGUAUAUCUCAAGUAGGGUCUUAUGCCGAAAAGAAGCUGGAUGGCAAUCAAAGUUUGCAGGGAAGCCCAGCAACAAAACAAAAUGCAACUUACGCUUCCGCCGAGAAGCUACUUAGCAAUAGGUUUGCUCGUCAGCUGAUGGAUUCAACACCGAAGACCAAACCUAUCCACAUCAAGUGUGAUUCAUCAAAACCUAAUUCUGCUUGGAGCUGGUUGGAGAGGUGGAUGUCUGUGUCAUCAUCCGGAAAGUUAGCAACAGCAGAGGUACUUAUUGAACAACCAGAAAGAGAGAAAAGUGACAAUUGUGACUCUCCAGUUGAUGCUACAACUCCAUCUGAAGCUAGAUGUGAGUCAAAUGAACCAAAGUCUGAUGUAAGGGAGAUGUUGGUUUCAUCAGAGAGUGAAGAGAAUCUGAUCACCUACGAUGCAGCAAACUUUAAGUUUGAGGCAUGCCAGCCAACGUCUUCUUCAGUAAUGGAUGAUUUGGAGCAGCCUCAGAGUAACAACGUGAGUACAUCUGACCUGAAAGAGACCUCACAGGUUCAAACAAUGCAAUCAGAUGCACAUUCUCAAACAGAGGUCAGUUGUCUUUCUCACAAGCCUGAAAUAGAGAGUGAACAACCCAAAUCUUCUAUGAAAAGAUUUGCUUCCGAGCAACUGGAAAUGGAGGGAAAGAAAUAUGUAUAUGGAUCUAGAAAGGCAAGUAAUCCUGCAUUUGUUGCUGCACAAACAAAAUUUGAGGAGUUGAGUUCAACUGCCAAUUCAAGUAAAUCAAUUAAUUCAUCCCACCAAGAUGUUGGAGUUGAAUCAAACAUGGAUAAUGUAUCAUCUGGGGCAGAUAUGAUAAGUAGGUCAAAGGAGCUAAACAUCGCAGAAAAUCCAGUCCUCAAUAACUGGAGGGUUCAACAUGGUGGCUCUGAAUGUGGCACUGAACUUUCUGUUACUUCCACUCUUGAUUCACCUGAUAUAUCUGAAGUUGGGACCAUAGAAUAUGAACAGGGAGCCAAAGUUUCUGAGCAAGAAAAUUGCAGUUCUAUCAGCACCAAGGAUUUAGAUGUUAAAGAAAAUGAUACAAUUGCCAUCCCAGUGCCUGAUUCUUCUCUAUCUGUUGCUGAUCAGCCAGAGAAACCUGAUGAUGCUAAAGGUGAAUCUGAGAAUUUAAUUGUUGUAGACUCCCCUCAAAUAGAACAGGAGCCACUGAAGAGUACAUCUGAUCUGCAGAGAGAACGGAACUCUGAGACAGGUAAUCAAGCAUACAGGUCAUCCCCAGAAGCCUCUCCCAGGAGCCAUAUGACUGUUCCAGAAUCCCAAGGAACACCUUCUAGUCAGGUAUCAGUGAAAGCUAAAAAGAAAAAAACCAACAAGAGCAGUCAAAAGCACAAGUCUUUGUCUGCUGCCAAGGGUUCUCCAUCAACUCCAGCUCAUGAUAGUGGUGCAAGAAGUAGUAUGGAACAAUUGCCCAAAGAUCAGAAAAAUGGGAAGAGACGCAAUUCUUUUGGUUCAACAAGACCUGAGAACACUGAUCAGGAGCCAAGAGAUAGUAACAGUAGCCAUUCUCUUCCGCAUUUCAUGCAAGCGACAGAAUCUGCCAGAGCUAAGGUUAGUGCAAAUAACUCACCAAGAUCAAGUCCAGAUGUGCAAGACAGCGACAUACAUAUCAAGAAGAGACAUUCCUUACCUGGUGCUAAUGGAAGGCAGGGUUCCCCAAGAAUUCAGCGAUCAAUGUCUCAAGCACAGCAGGGUGCAAAAGGAAAUGGUACCAAUCCUCUUCAUGAGAGAAGAUGGCAAAGGUGAAUGGUUUUUUGGAGCAACCAUAUAUCAGGGUAACAUGGUAUUCAACCUAUCAGAUGGAAAAGUGGAACCGAUUGACGGUCUUACUAUCUAGUUUAUGCAUCAGCAUUUUACUACUUGAGUUGAUUCAUGCAUGCCAUCUGCGGUUUGGCAAGGGAGGAGAUAAAUAUAGAAUGGAGUAAAAAUUUUCUUGUAUAUUACUAGUACCAAAACCAUUGAUAUUAUUAUUAUUAUUAUUAUUUUUUCCUAAACUUUCUGCCUGGGAGGGUACGCUUGUGUGUUUUGUUCAACAGUGUUCGGUGUGAUGUUAUUCCGGUUUGCUCCAGCAUGUUUUGGGAUGUCUGUUCGGAGUUUGAGACAAUGACUGUAAAGUGGAGAGCUUUAGAGAAAGGCUUUGAUCAAUCUUUCCUGUAAUAACUGGGCCGUGUCUCUGUUGUUUCCUUCGGCCACACUUCCAUGACUAAUUUCUAGUUCUUUUUUCCAGUUUCAUUGAUUAAUUCUAUAAAUACGUUUUGACUUUUAAUUCUCA